Molecule: messenger RNA, 737 nt
Organism: Syzygium oleosum
Lineage: Eukaryota; Viridiplantae; Streptophyta; Magnoliopsida; Myrtales; Myrtaceae
Product: AMP deaminase-like
Exons: 1
Coding region: 90-473 (127 amino acids)
Source: RefSeq, a predicted model, not a curated record
AUAUUGUCCAGUUAAAAUAGAGCACCCUUCGUUUAUACACACACAAAACACCUAGCAGAAUCCACUCUCGACAUAGCGUAACUCCCCACAUGACUACAUACAGAUUUCAUCUGGCCAUGGCAGCCCUGGCGGGCGCAUCGUUCGUGGCUGUCUCGACGUUCUACAUGCACCAGAAGACGGUGAUCGAGUUCCUGGACUUCAUCAACACCCUGGGAAGAGUGAAGCUCAGGGAGGUCGCUGGACCAGAGACCUGCUCACCGCCGCGGCAGAGAAGGCGGAGGAGCAACGGCCGUCGCAAGCUCAGGGAGCUGAGGCGCACCGUGUCGUCCCCGCCUGUGGUGGACGCCGGCGGAAUCGACGAUGGGGCGGGGAAGUCGAAAAGCUCGGAUCGGGUCGAGGGUAUACCCAUUAGGAAUUCUAAGCUCCACGCACUCUCCGAAGGCAUGGCUAUGUCGGACUUCUCGCCCGAGUGAGGAUAAGUCGGUUGAUCAAUUGGAUUAUCGCUAGGUUUUACGGUCCUUGAUCUAAUGAUUCUAGUUAUAUAUAUAUAUGAAUGGGAAGGUCUAAUAGUUAUGGACUACUACACACAUCACACUUUGCGUUCUGAUGAUUUCUGGUUCUUGUAGAUAAUGUCAAGAAACCACGUAUAUGUAAUUUGCCAAGUUAUCUAAUUUGUUAGUGGGUCUAUCAUCGAAAUUUUCAAUUUAAAUACAUCUCUUGCCUACUAAGGUACUUAA